AUGACUCCGCCAUUUUAUCCCAACUAUAGCAUUUUUUUUUUUAUCCUUUUCUUAUGGCUUAUUUUCUUUUUUGUUUGUUUCUUUCUUUAUUUCCUGCCGUUCAUUUUUUUCAAUCAUUCAUUUUUGGCUUCCUUAUUUAAAUCAUUCACUGUUGUAUUUUACUUCUUUCGUUUUUUUUCUUUUUCAAUAAAUCAUUCCUUUUUUUCCUUCACUUUUGCGUUCACUACGUUUUUUCUUCAUUAUUUCUUUUUGAUUCAUUUUUUCAAUAUCUGUAUAAAUCUACCUCGGUCUGUUCUAAUCUAUCUAUCUAUCUCUAUCUAUCUAUCUAUCUAUCUAUCUCACCUGUUCAAAUCUAUCUAUCUAUCUAUCUAUCUAUCUAUCUAUCUCAGUCUGUUCAAAUCUAUCUAUCUAUCUAUCUAUCUCUAUCUAUCAUCAGACGAAAAAGGAACUUCAUCUAUCGUCGAAGAAGCAAAGCGUUUAACGUCUUCAAUUUUGAUGACUUGUUUGUUUCUUUCUUUCCCUUUUUUCCUUCCCCUCUCUUUUUUCUUUCUUUCUUUCAUUCUCUCUCUCUCUCUCUCUCUCUCUCUCUGUUCUUUCUUUCUUUUUUCUUUCAUUUUCAUAUUUAUUUCUAUCUUUUUUAGUUGUUACUUUCCCUUUUUCUUUUCCUCUUUAUUUUUCUUUUCAUUUUUUGUUUCUUUCUUUUCCUAUUUUAUUUGUUUCUUUCUUUUUGUUUCUUUCUUUUUUGUUUGUUUCCUUCCUCUUUCUUUCUUUCUUUUUUCUUUCUUUCUUUCUUUCUUUCUUUCUUUCUUUUCUUUUUCCCCAGGUCUUGUAUUCAUUUCUCUCUCUCUCUCUCUCUCUCUCUCUCUCUCUCUUUGUUUGAUUUUUUAUUUUAUUUUAUUAGGCUUUUUCGUUAUAUUUUUUCCUUCUUUCGAACACUCUUUUCUUGUUUCUUUCUUUCUUUCUUUUUCUCUCACUCCCUCUCUCUCCCUUUCUUCGGUUUUGCUACUGCCGCUGCCUUUUCUUCGGUGCUUGGAAGAGGAAGGAGUCUUAGACUUUGAUCCUUUCCUCGACAUCUCCUUCCAUCCAUCGAAGACAUCGAUCCUUUCUGUCCCCACCGUUUCCUUGGCUGUUGCUGGUUCGGCCUCUGGCGCCGGAUUCGUCCGGGACACGCUUUUUUCAAGUGCUCUGUGGCACCGCAAGACUACGAAGGAAGCAGAAAGUCUCCAGUGGCAAUUUCCGCCUUACUCUUUUGAUAACUUCCUCCAUUGUCUCCUUGCUAUUUCCUCCAUUGUCUCCUUGCUAUUUCCUCCAUUAUCUCCUUGCUACUUGCUCCGUUGUCUCCUUGCUAUUUCCUCCAUUGUCUCCUUGCUGCUUCCUCCAUUUUUCCCUUGCUAUUUCCUCCAUUGUCUCCUUGCUAUUUCCUCCAGUGUCUCCUUGCUAUUUCCUCCAUUGGCUCCUUACUACUUCCUCCAUUGUCUCCUUGCUAUUUCCUCCAUUGUCUCCUUGGUACUUCCUCCAUUGGCUCCUUACUACUUCCUCCAUUGUCUCCUUGCUAUUUCCUCCAUUGUCUCCUUGCUUUUGAGAGCUACUCCGUUGACUCGAUGCUACGUCGAGGCUUUUGAGAGAUUCUUCCGUUGUCUCCCCACCCUAUCUUUCGAGAACUUCCUUCAUUGUCUCCUUGCUAUUUCCUCCAUUGUCUCCUUGCUACUUGCUCCAUUGUCUCCUUGCUAUUUCCUCCAUUGUCUCCUUGCUACUUCCUCCAUUGUCUCCUUGCUAUUUCCUCCAUUUUCUCCUUGCUACUUCCUCCAUUGUAUCCUUGCUAUUUCCUCCAUUGUCUCCUUGCUUUUGAGAGCUACUCCGUUCACUCGAUUCUAUGUUGAGGCUUUUGAGAGCUUCCUCUCUCGUCUCCCUGCUACGUCGAGGCUUUUGAGAGCUUCUUCCGUUGUCUCCCCACCACCAUGUUGA
Messenger RNA from Acanthosepion pharaonis, 1965 nucleotides. Lineage: Eukaryota; Metazoa; Mollusca; Cephalopoda; Sepiida; Sepiidae. The record is from the annotation of a GenBank genome assembly.